AUGUUGUAUUAUAGUUGGUUUUCACUAUCUCAUAUUUGGUUACAAUAUCCAGACGAGACAUUUUGGUUGUUAGAGGCUACCGAUAAAAACAGAGUCACUAACUACAUUUCAAAGACAAAAUGGGAAAAGAUGACGAUCAUCAUUCAGGAUCCAAAGAUCACAAAAAAGAUAAAGACCAUUCGCAUAAGGAUAAAAAAAAAGACGGUCAUCAUAGUCAUCACAAAUCGGGUUCAAAACAUGGUUCUGGCUCGUCGUCUUCUUCAUCAUCGGAUUCGGAUCAUAAAAAGAAGUAAUAGUCAUGUGACUAAUGACAAAGAACCAUUAACAAAUUUAUUCAUUUAG
Schistosoma turkestanicum is the source of this 342-nucleotide messenger RNA. Lineage: Eukaryota; Metazoa; Platyhelminthes; Trematoda; Strigeidida; Schistosomatidae. The record is from the annotation of a GenBank genome assembly.